AAACCUGAUUCUACUGAACCACAGGGUGUGAUCAAAGAAACAGAGGAAAAAUUAGUUCCCUCUGAAGAACAAGACCUCAUAACUCCACCUCAGCCAGAAACAGUAUCAGUGCCAACAGAGCAGGUCCAAGAAAUUGAAAAAGACAAAGAAAUUCCACUAGAAAUGCCCAAAGACAUUGUUCAGAUUCAGCCCCAAGAGCCAACUGCUGGUGUGGUUUCUGAGAUUCAACCAACAGAACCUCAUGCAGAAAUUGAUAGUGAUUUACCAUCACCAAAAGAAAGUUUAGACAUUACCCUAGCAGAAGAAACCCCUGUCUUGGAUGUUACUGAGUCUGAUGAACCACGUAGCCCAACAGCUGAGCGUGAGUUACCUUCAGAGGAGGGUCAAAUGAAGACCACUGAAACACUGAGUGAGACUGGAGUCUCCAAAACCAAAGAAAAGAAAAAGACAAAGAAACCCAAAAAGACAAGCAAAGACAAGGGUCGUGGGGAGGAGGAAGUGCCUUCUGACUUCCAAGAAAUAAAACCUGAUUCUACUGAGCCACAGAUAGUGACCACUGAAGGAGACAAAAAACUAAUAACUCAACCUCUUCCAGAAACUGUGGCAGUGCCAACAGAGCAGGUUCAACAAAUAGAAAAACACAAAGAAACUCCACUGGAAAGGCCCAAAGACAGUGUUCAAAUUGAGCCCCAAGAACCAACUUUGGUGGUGUUUGAGAUCCAACCAACAGCACUUCAGGCAGAAAUACAAAUUGAACCUGCAUUACCACCACCAAAAGGCACUGUCACCCAGAAACCUCUGUCCCACGAUUUAGAAGUGACUGCAUCAGAAGACAGUCCAGAUUUAGAAUUUUCUAUAGCUCAGGAUUUAUUGUCUUCAGAGGACUGUACAAAACCGACUACUUACAAAGCUAGUGAUGCAACAGUCUCCAAAUUGGAAACAGUUGUAAGUUGUAAGGUUAUAGAAAUUAAGAAGCAGCCAUUAUUCAUUGAUCUCAUCAAAGAAGCAGUGCAGGAAAUUACAAAAGGUGUGGAAGCCAUCUGUGCAGAUGAUUAUCCCAAAGCUCAAAUUCUUGCCCCUGAAGUUUCUUUUAUUUUGGAUGAUAAUGAUGAUUUAGGUAUUAUCAAACAAACAACAGAUAAGGAUACUGAUUAUUUAGAUACUGAUUACAAUGUAGAUUUGACAGAAUUACAGUCAGGCAGUCAAAAACAAAAUCUAGACAAAAUCAAACAAACUGACAAACGUGACUCAAUAAUAUGCAAUGUUGAGAUCCAAGUAGAUCAGACCCUAAAAGAGAAGGACUUUAAGGACUUUGAGGGAUCCAGCCCUAGUGUUAGUGAAGAAAAGGUACCUGAAGCAGCACAAGGUUCACAAGUAGAAGGCAUGGAGCUUGAGUGUGUAAAAAUGCAUGAUGAUUUGCAUGUUGUUCAGUCUAUCACCGCCGAAUUGCAGCAUCAACAAGCACAAUCUAUCACAAACUUAGAUAUAGACACAGCAGACCACAUUGAAUUCAUGCUAGAUGUUCUAAUUGAUAAGGGUAAUGUGCAAGAGACUCAUGUUGAAUUGCAGAGUGAUAGACCUGAUGAAAUUCAACAAGAGGAGUCGGAAAUGAAAGAAAGGCACAUAGUAAAAAUGGAUCCAGAUGCUAAGCAAGUGCAUGUAGAUUUGCAUGGAGACAGUAAAUUUAAGUCUGAAGAUAAGAAUCAAGAUAUUGGCACUGCAAGCCAGAUGGGUGGGCUGCAAGAUUCAAAAGUGACAGAAGACAUGCUUUCUGACUUGCAGGUUGUGGAAAGCAAGAAAAUCAUCAAAUUAGAUGUCUUGGAAGACACGAAAAUAAUCAAAAAGAGCAAACCAAUCCAGACGCUACAAGAUCAUUUGGAAGACUUGGAGAAGGAGAGGAAACUGCUUGAAGAUUCAGUUGACCCAACAUCUCAAGAUUCACAAGAAUACAUUUUGAAGAGGGCGGAGGCUGUAGGAUCAGAAACACCAGAAGUCAAGAUAGGACUAAGAACUUCUACUGAAGAUGAACAAAACAAAAUUUUUACCAAGUCAAGUCAAGAUGAUGCUACAAAAACAACUUGCAAAGACCUAGAAGCGAAAGUUAAAGAAACAUUCUUCAGAGACACAGUAGCUGGGCAAGUUCCUCAAAGUCUGGAAGACAUUACUGCUGUAUUGGACAAAUCUGAUAUGCCUGUGUUUGAGAUAAACACUCAAAUUGAAGAAACCAUUACCAUCACAACUGAACAAAUUGAGAGAUUUAGAUCGGACCGAAGUCCAGAUAGGAGACCGACUGGGGAAAUUACAACGGUUGAAGUCCAUGAGCCCACAUCUUUAGUUUUUGCAGUGAAGCCUCAUGAACUUGCCGCAACAUUUGCACAAAUUAGUUUAGCUGAAAUUGACACAAUGGAGCCAGGAGAGACAGAAAUUAGGGUAAAACUUCUCAAAACAACAAAAGAGGCAGAAGAAGCUGAAGAUGAGAUGGUGGCAGAAGAGAAAACGUCACCAAUUUGCUAUCUACAAGUGGACAUACCCAAAAGCCAAGAAGAAAAUGAAAAUGUGUUUGUCACUAUAGUCAAAGAACCACAAAUUGAGAUUGAAACUAGCAUUCAAAGCACAGAUGAAGGUACAUUGAGCGAGGCUGCUGCCAAGACAAUAAAAAUUGAAGUGCAAGGCAGUAGGCCAGAAACCCGAGACAGGGUGCAAAAUGAGGCUGUUAUUUUGCUACCGGAAGAACCAUAUAAAACUAAGACAGAUGUUGUUGAAAUUAGUUUAUAUGAACAAGGACUUCAGAAAAUGCAAAAGGAACCAGAAGUAAGAGUGAUUACAACAACAACUGAGACAACAGUUGAAGAAAAUGUGUUGGAAAUUGAGCCAAAGGUUGACUCUGAGAUGAUUGGAGUUGAUGAAUCUAUCCCUGCUGAAUUGUACAAGAUUUCAGAUGUCAAGCAAAUUUCAAGUCCAACUGAAACAAAAUCUGAAGAAAUGGAGCAAUGCAAAUUUGAUAUUGAAACUAAACCAAGUGGUCUGUCUGACCAAGAAAUAACAACACAAGAUCAAGUACCAGCACAAGAAGAUACAGUUGGAGAAUCAGUAGGUUCUGCUUCAAAAGGACAACCAGACAGUGGCAUAAGAAUUGUAGAUGCAAUCAAAAUACAGACACAGGAGAAGCCAAUACAAGCAGUCUCUAUAGAAAAACAAACAACGCCUAAGGGUCAAGAAACCAAACCACAAAAAUCAUUCAUUGAGCUUAUGAAGGAAGCAGCUCGAGAAAUUACUCUAGGUGUAGAAAGCAUUGUUACCGGUGUCUCUCCCCAAACUCAAACGUCUGUAGAGGAAGAACCAGAUAGUCCAGAAUUAAUACACAAACAGCCUGAAUUGACCCCAUACUCUGGAAUACAACUAGAAAGCAAAACUAUUGAAACUGAUAAUGAACAAAUUGCCACAAAAACACCACCAAUGGAAGAGGGUGACAGUGAUAAGCCCACUGAUUUAGUUAAAGUUAAAAAGCAGCCAGUAAUAGAGGAUGCUAAACAGGACAAAAUAAAACAAGAUCACCCUACAGAAGAUAUCAAAGAAGUAGUUAAAAUUUAUCAAGACCAAGACAUAACAGAGGAGCAACAACAAUUUAAACCAAGUGAACCUAUUCAAGAAACUAAGACUGUGCCAGAAAAGUCUUUUGUGGUCAUGAUGAGAGUUGCAGCACAAGCACUUGAGCAGGAAAUUGAACAACCCAAAUUGGCAACUCAAGACAAGGAUGACGACGUAUUUGUUAAAGAAGAUUUAGCUAUUGCGCAAACAGAAUUGCAAGAAACAAAGCAAGAAAUAUUGUCUGAGGUUGCUAUGCGUCCAUCAGAUGAAGAUAAAGAUCUUGUCAAAGAAGUUCCUGAAAUUUCACACAGGCGCCUAAGAAGACAAGAAAGUGUAGGCGUCAUUGAAGAUCCAGGAGUAAGUCCAACUGAAGUUGCUGAAACCUUUACUGAUACUCUAACAACAAUGCAGUUUCAACCUACUCAAAAGAUUGAAUCCAGAAAAGUAAUUCCAUCUAAGUCAAAGACAACAAUAUUCGAAACAGCAGUGAAGAAGGAGAAAGUGCCAGUAUUACAAGGAGAACGUAGAGAGUCUGUUGGCGAUGAACCACCAAAAAAACAAGUUUAUGCAGAAAUUGGAGCAGAAAGACUUCAAGAACCAAAGAUUGAAACAGCAAAAGAGAAGAUGGACAAACAUCUAGGCACUGAUACAAGUGACACAAUUCAACCCACUUCUGAUGUCUUGCCAACAGUUACACCACAAGAGGCUGAGUCAACUAAAGCAUUACCAUCUAUAGUUGUUGAUGCUGUUAACCAAAUGGUUCAAACUACUAUUAGGGAAGCUACAACUUUGAUUCCGAGGCCUGACACAGUGCAUGAUGCAGUUGAAACUAUAAAUAUUACCCCCAAAGAGCAAAGCACUGACAAAACUGAAGAUCAAGAUUUGGAAUUGGACAGAGUGCUUCCAGUAGAACAAGCAACACAAGUGGUCAAAUUAAGUUCUAUCAUGCAAGAAGAAGCAAUAACCGAACCUGAAGAAACUGAUGUAAGAAAAAUUUUGGCCUUAAAUGAACUUAAACUUGUUGAGACAUCUAUUUCUUCGUCUGUUACUGAGCCAACAAAAACUACUACCCUUGAAACCAUUGCUACACAUGAAAUGGUACAGACAAGCAGAGAAAAGAAACACCCAGAAGCUAUGGCUGACAUUGCUCAACCUUCUAUUGAUACUAAGGCCACAACUGAGCUUGAAAAAUCUAAAUUAACCAAGACAGUAGCAUUAGAAGCACUAGAAAUGGUUGAAACAGCAUGUGUGACUCCAGAAUUCGAACAACCUAGUACAAAACCUCAACAAAGGGUAACUUCAUCAAUUAGCACACUUAACGCAACACAAGACAAGGACGAGCCCCAGAAAACAGACAAAACAGAUGAUGAUAUGCUAGUUAUUGUUGUCAAAGAGCAUGAGGACAAUACUGAACCUAAACUGGCCAUUGAAUCCAAAACAGACACUGAUGAAUUUGUCAGCCCAGCAACAGGUACAACAGAAGAGGCACAAGAAUUGACAAUAUUGUUAACAGCAGAACCACCUGCUGAAUUUGAGGUGCUUGAGAUCCCAGUAGAAACCUCAAAAAUAGAAGGAGUUGAUGUUGAAAAGUCUGAUCAAACUGAGGAAAAAUCUAAAGAAGUUAUUCCAUUUGAGAGUGAAGUUGAAUCUUAUGAAAAGAUGACAGCCACUGACACCAAAACACAGACAGAUGAACUUGAUAGUCCAGUAACAGAAGAGAUACAAGAGGCUGAAUUGACAAUAUUGUUAACAUCAGAACCACCUGCAGUUGAACAAACAGAAUUGGAAUUUGAGGUGCUUGAAAUCCCAAAACAACCCUCACAGAUGCAAGCACUUGAUGAUUCUAGUGAUAAUGAAAAGUAUGAAGAGGUGGAAGUCCACGUAAAAGACUGGGACAGGCCUAGACAACCAAAAUCUGAAAUUGCUUCUACCAUUCAAGACCAAGGUGAUGCACGAACUCCUGAAGAAUUGGCUCCAAGUAUGUCUUCGCAAAUUGAAGAGACAGCAGUAGUUGUAUAUGAAACAGUUACAGAGACAAUUGUGAAAGUAAAAAUGCAAGAAAAAAUGAAACAAGAAGCUGUUCCAUUUGAGAGAGGACCUGAAUUUGACCCAAAGCAAACAAGCAUUGAGUUACAGAUGCCAGAACAAGUUACCAAAGAACCAUCUCAAGAAGGUGAUACUGAAGAAAUCCAACAAGAAGGAGCAAAGCAAAGCAAAGUCAUUAAAACUGCAGAGUAUCCAGAAAUGACUCCUACAACCAGUGCAGAUGAAGUGCAGAUUCAGGAAUUGGAAACACCCCAGGAAACAUGGGAGGAUGCUGAGGAAUCUUUAACUGAAUCUGAAGUUGUCGAAGAGGAAGUUUGGAAGGAGCCAGAAGAAUCCGUGUUGAGGGGCAUUUUCUCAGAGAUAGACCUCCUUGUGGAAUCUGGACCAAGCUGCCAGCUUCUCAAGGUGAGGCCAGUGGAGGAGAGCCCAGAGACUCAGUUCACCUCAACCAGAGCCGCUCCAGAACAGGAUCGAACAAACCAGCUCCACUGCAAAGUCCUGGUGUGUAAGAACCAACCCGCAACACUGAGCCCAACUGAUGUGGAACAGCAACUCAAACAGGCAAAGGAGUGCAGAGAGGCAGCCAAAGCCCAGGUCGCCCUCCUCUCCGAGCAGAGGAGAGGGGGAGAGGUGAGCUCACAGGCCUCAGAGCUGGUGGAGGAUCAGUGGAGAAGCUCUGUCCAGGACUUAGACUCGGUGAUAGAAAAGAAAGAAGCUGAACUGCAGCUGGUCACUGACUACAGCAAACAACUGGAGGAGGUUGAAACCAGUCUGGAGGAGCUGAGGAGGGAACUGGACAUUGUCACAGAGUCUCCAGGUGAAAGCUGCUCUGAAGAGGCUGAACGUCUCAGCUCUUUACAGAGGACUUUGGAGAAGAGACGGACCAUCUUCAUUCAACUGAUGAUAAUCUACAGAAAACUAUACAUAAUUUUCCCCAAAUGUGAGAGGGCUGCUGUUCAAAACACCCUUAAAACUCUGCAAAGCCAAUGGAGACUUAUUGAGAAAACCGUUGAAAAAUCCCUCUAUAACAAAAAUGCUAUUAUCUAUGAGACAGACAGCAUCAAGACCGAGAUGACCAACUUGCAAGGACAACUGGCAGAUAUUGCUGAUGAGCUCAAUAACAUUAAGAAUGAAGAGUGGAAUUGCAAUGAGGCACAAAAUUUAAUUAUUUUGAAUGCGGAACUUAGCGCUGCAAAUGAGAAAUUCUGCUAUUUGAAAGCUCAAACAGACAAAAUCCUCCCCAACUCACAAUGGGAAAAAGACACCAAAGAAAUUCAAGAUGGCAUUCAAGGAAUUGAAAAUAAACUUGGACAAAUUGAGAAAACAAUAAUUUCCAAAACCAAAAUCAGCAGUAAUCCGAUAAUGGAGAAGAUCGUUGCCGUAAUAAGAGAUGCAUUUGCUUGGGCCAAAAAGACAGAAACAGACAUUGAAAGUAGACAAAAGAGGGUGUCACUGCUUCCUGAACAGGUCCACCACCAACUCCGAGAUCUAAAGAAGCUACAAUCUGAAGUAAUGACCAAUCAAGGCCAGCUGGAGGAGCUAGUGGAGGAAGUGAAUGAGCUUUUACCACAAUUGGAUGAAGAAGAAGAGAUCCCGAUGAUCAGCGCAUCUUUGAAAUCUCUUGAAGAAUUGUCCAAGUUGACUGCUGAAAAGCUGGUCAGUGCUAUAAGGAAAACAGAGUCAGGAUUGCAAACCAGAGAGAAGCUAUCCCAACAAAUUGCAGAUUUAGAUGCAUGGAUUAUUUCUUAUUUGAACAAAGAAUCUGUUAGUAGUCCUGAAUUGGAAAAGAGCUUACCAGAUUUGGAACGUCAGGCACGAAAAACCCAAGAAACACAAGAUGAAGCUGAAAAACAAGCCAGAAUUUGCGAAGCUCUAUUGGUAAAGUCUAAAGAAAUUGCCCCUGAACUUACCAUCACAGAGAAUUGCCAGCUAUUUGACAGGCUUAUAAACCUACAAGAUGACAUAGAUGAUAUUGUUGAAAAGGAAAAUGUGAACAAGCAAGAAGUGGAGGAAUGCAUCAAAAUGGUUGAAUCCAGCAAGCAAAAGUUAGUUCCAAUUGUAAAGAGUAUAAGGCACAUGCUUGCUGAUGUGACCCGACCAAAAUUCCCAAUUACAAGCAAGUCGAUACAAGCAUUGCAACCACUGAAAAACACUCUAUCUGAACAUAAAUCGCAAGUUGAACGUUUGGAGCAAUGGUCAUCUCCAGAAACAUCCAAAGAAAUUCAAGGUUUUAUCUGUGAUCUUGAAAACAAACUGUCCACCUUGGAACCCAAAGCCACUGAUCACGAGUUGUACCUGAAUUUGAGGAAGUUCUUGGAGGAGCUGAAAGAGAGUAUGAAAGACCAAGUUCGAAAAGCUAAAGAUGAAACUGAAGAUAUUGAAAAAUACAAGCGAUGCCAAAGUUUGUUUGUGCAAUUCCCUGCGAUAAAUGUGCUUUGCCAAGAACUUAAAUCAAAAUUGCUAGACAUUUCCACUGAUCUUUACCCAUCACAGUUAAGUGCAGAACAGCAGAGGGUAAAACAGACAGAAGAGACUCUGAAUACAAUGGAAACUUCCCUAGAAAAUUCUUUGAUCAUCACUGAAGGCAAUUUGCUGAAAAACAUGGAUUUGGGAAUAGAAAUUAAAGCAACAGUGGCCUUUUUGAAGAAUAUAAACAAAGAUUUGAACAAAAAGACUGAGGGGAAGUUGACUAAAGCAGAUACAGACAGAGAAUACAUGAGGAUUUUAACCUUGAGGAGGACAGUGGAGAUAAGACUGAGAGCCUGGGACGUGCUCAAAUUGAAGUCAAAGAAGAAAGAGCCAGGAGCAGAGGAUGUGACCAAACUGAAGAAGGAGGUUCUGCAAGAGUGUGACAAACAACUGGAGAGCAUGACUGAGACCAGACAGUCUUUGAGAACCUACACUGCCACUGUGAAAAGAGUCAUCCUCCUCUUCCACCACACCGAAGUCCGUCUGCGACACCACUUUGGACUCCAUGGACUCUGCUCUGAGCGAUCAGAUCAAAUCCUUCGGUCUUUGGACUCUCUGGACCAGGACUUCCAGAAUCUCACGGACCAGCUGAAGACCUGCUUCCCCCCAAAUCGCCUCCAGUCCCCCGCUGUGAAGGAGCUCCAGGAGAACACCCUGAGUCAGCUGCUGGUGAUGAUGGCCACAGUGAAGGCGAAGGGGCAGAUGGAGCUAGAGAAACUCAACAGCUGUGUGGAGCAGUACAGUCAUUACUGUGAGCUCUGUGAUGACAUCACUCAGAGACUGGAGCGAGCAGAGGAGAGUGUGAACGAACUAAUGACCCAAAAAGUGACUUGUCUGAGACACUGCUCCCAGCAACAGGAACAGCUCAAGUCUCUUUGCUCAGAGGCAGAGUCCCUGCAGAAGGCACUUGACUGAUCUGAGGGAGUGGUGUGAGGAGCCGAGUUGCAGACGACGCAGAGAAACAACAGUGGCC
This is a messenger RNA of Boleophthalmus pectinirostris (great blue-spotted mudskipper), 9076 nucleotides long. RefSeq names its product dystonin-like. Bases 163 to 9018 code for a protein of 2951 amino acids. The record is from RefSeq and is a predicted model, not a curated record. The transcript is spliced from 8 exons. Lineage: Eukaryota; Metazoa; Chordata; Actinopteri; Gobiiformes; Gobiidae.